UGCGCAGAAGCUGACCGAGCAAAACAGAUUUCAAUAUUUAAUCAACACUGGGAUCACAACUAACUUUUCUAAAUUUCUUUCAUUAAACACCUACCCUCAGAAAACUCUGCACUUUCACCAUGUCUUCAACUCAGUGCGACGCCCAAGUACAAGCCCAGGACUCCGACACUAGUCGUAGAGCUCAAUGGGGAGCCAUCAGCAAACACCAAGCUGAGCUCAGCGAUAUUUGGGGAAAGCUUGAGCACCAUCCCUCCUUCAACGGAGUCUUCUCACUCGGCAAAGAUGGCAUUUUGCGCUCCCUGGGCCCAGACCGCGAUGUUCAUGAUGCAGUCCCUUUGUCACCUCAUCUGAUCAAGGCGCUUCUUGACCGUCUGCCUUUCCGUCCUCAAAAUGAGAUCGAUUUUCGUGGUGUCGAUGGUAGAAACACGCCUAAAGAGAAGUGGUAUCAUCCCGACAAGGGUUUGUUGCCUCCGCCUCUAGUACAGACGGAAGAACAGAGGAAGUUGAUUGAAUCGAAGAGGGAUGAGACAAGGAGACAACUGGAUGAGAUGAAGAGGAGGCCGCGUUGCCCGCCCCAGAUCAUGUCGGACCACGAUCUUGGGUUGGAGGAGACAUCUCGGGCUGAAGACGUAUCUUGUUAAGCCUGCAAUGUAAACCCAGAUUCUCGAGGGUGGCCUUCUCAAGAGACUGGCCAGAAUAAAUUUACUACCUGUCAUCGAAAAAUAAGAUUGUGCUUUGUCGGAAGAUACCGAAACAUAUGUGGCUUGUCCCGUUUCUAAUUGAAUGGGAUAGCAAUCUUGGCUGGGCAACGAAAAGGCAUGACUGCUCAGCCGCAAUCGUCAAUUUUCGAUUAGUGACAUACAUUGGCUGCCAGGGCUGAAAUAAGAAUGGAAUGUGCCAUGACUAACUAAAAUGCUUAGCCCUUCAGCUGGUCUCGCGGCGGCCUCUUGUGGCGUGAACUAUUGAAGCUAUUCUCAACAUUAAGCAAGGCAUAAUUUCGGUAGUCGAAAUUGAACAACUAAGCUUAACCUGCAAGCACAAAUGAUCAUAAAUACUCAAGAG
This is a messenger RNA of Fusarium odoratissimum NRRL 54006, 1062 nucleotides long. RefSeq lists its product as uncharacterized. The transcript has a single exon. Lineage: Eukaryota; Fungi; Ascomycota; Sordariomycetes; Hypocreales; Nectriaceae. Bases 120 to 641 code for a protein of 173 amino acids. The record is from RefSeq and is a predicted model, not a curated record.